Molecule: messenger RNA, 3758 nt
Organism: Gracilinanus agilis (Agile Gracile Mouse Opossum)
Lineage: Eukaryota; Metazoa; Chordata; Mammalia; Didelphimorphia; Didelphidae
Product: chondroitin sulfate proteoglycan 4-like
Exons: 2
Source: RefSeq, a predicted model, not a curated record
GAUUCAGUCCUGACCCUAAUCUCUCAUCCCCUGCAGCUUCCUUCUUUGGAGAGAACCACCUGGAGAUGCCCUUAGAUGAAGACCUGAGUGAGAUUCGAGUGAAACUUCAAUUCCUUACAGCCCAACCAGACGCCCUUCUCCUCCUAUUAGCUGGCCCAACUGACCAUCUCCUAGUGGAACUUCGCUCCGGCAGCCUGCAGAUCCGACUAGCCCAGGGAAAUGAAGAGGCCCUGCUGCAGUCCCCUGAAGAGAUGCCACUCAAUGACUUGGGGACCCAUGAUGUGGAGGUGACAAUGGCCGAUGGCCAGGUCUCCCUGACAGUUGAUGACCUCUUCAAUUCUUCUACUACCACCCUUGAGGCUCCCUUGCAGGCCUCCUAUGGCGUCUUCGUGGGAGGGACUGGGAAUCUGCAUCUGUCCUACCUGACUGGGGCCAGCCGCCCCCUUCGAGGCUGCCUCCAGGAAGCCUCCGUCAAUGGCCUCGAUAUCCUGGCCCGCCUGAGCGAAGGGGUAAGGGAUGGCUGUGCCACAGAGUUCUCAGCCAGUGAAGAUGAGGCUCUAGGCUUCACAGGGCCCCAGGCCUUGGCCACCUUCCCCACCUGGAGCACUCGAGACGAAGGCACUCUGGAGUUCACACUAACCACCAGGGUCAAGCGAGCACCCCUGGCAUACCAGGCAGGGGGGCCUCAGGGUGACUUCAUCUUCCUGGAGAUCUUUGAUGGACACUUGCGGGCCAUCGUGGAGAAGGGUCACGGGGCCGUCAUGCUGCACAACAGUGUCUCUGUGGCCGAUGGACAGCCCCACGAAAUCAGCAUCCAUGUGGAUGUGCACAUGCUUGAGAUCUCCGUGGACCAGUACCCCACGCGCACCUCCAACCGCGGCGUCCACAGCUACCUGGAGCCUCAAGGAAGCCUGCUUCUCGGGGGACUAGAUGAAGAGGCCUCCCGCCGUCUGCGAGAACACAGGCUGGGCCUGGCAUCGGCGAUUGCCAACGUGUCCCUUGUGGGCUGCCUGGAGGACCUCAUCAUCAAUGGAGAGAGGCAGGGACUCCAGAGGGCCCUGAUCACCCGGGACAUCACCGCAGGCUGUGGGGUCCCCGAGGAUGAGUACGAGGAUGAUGCCUACGAGGUGUAUGAGCUGCCGUCCACCUUGGCUCCUGAAGCCUGGCCAGGCCUGGAGAUGCCAGAGCCCUGUACGCUGGAACAAGGGCUGCCGGCUGUCUUUGCCAACUUCACCAAGCUGCUGACCCUGAGCCCUCUGGUGGUGGCAGAGGGGGGCACAGCCUGGCUCGAAUGGAGGCAUGUUCAGCCCACGCUGGACUUGAGUGAGGCUGGCAUCCGGCAGUCCCAGGUACUCUUUGGUGUGACUCGCGAGGCCCGACACGGAGAGCUGGACUUCAGCAUCCCUGGAGCUCAGUCCCGGAAGAAGUUUACCCUCCUGGACGUGGUCAAUCGGAAGAUCCGUUUCAUCCACGAUGGCUCUGAGUAUCCAGAAGACCAGCUGGUCCUGGAGGUGACGGUGAUGACCCAGAGCACCGUGCCUCAAUGCCUCCGCCAGGGCCAGACUUACAUCCUGCCCAUCCGGGUAAACCCCUUGAAUGACCCGCCCCGAGUGGUCUUUCCCCACGGGAGCCUCAUGGUGAUCCUUGAGCACACGAAAAAGGCCCUGGGGCCGGAGAUUUUCCAAGCCUACGACCCAGACACAGCCUGUGAGAACCUCACCUUCCAGCUCAUUGGAACCCAGCGCCUAGAAGGUGGAAGGGUGGAAAGUGAGGCCCAACCAGGUGAGCAGGUCACUGAAUUCUCCUGCCAGGAGCUGGAGGCAGGCAGCUUAUCCUAUGUCCACAGAGGUGGUCCUGCCCAGGAUCUCUUAUUCCGGGUCACUGACAGCCUGGACACCAGCCCCGUGGCUGUGCUGCGCGUGGUGGCCAUUCAGCCCACCAUCCAGAUCCAAAACAACACAGGACUGUUUGUGCCACAGGGUUCUCCCAUGCCCAUCUCCACCGCCAACCUGUCAGCCCAGACUAACGCUGUGGGCCAGGAGGUGAGCAUCUUGUACCGGCUCACUGGGGACCUUCUCUAUGGGGACAUCCAGAAGCAGGGGGUCAGUGGAGCUUCCGGUGCGGACUGGGGGUCCGUCAGCGCCUUCUCCCAGCGGGACGUGGAGCAGGGGCGGGUGCGCUACCUGAGCACCGACUCCCAGCCCCGCACCGAAGACACCACAGAGAAGAUGACGUUCGAGGUGCAGGUGGGGCGGGAGACCUUGGCCAACAAUACCUUCCUGGUCACCAUCAAGAAGGCUGCCAUCCGCAUGCGGAGGCUGGUGCCCCUGCUGACCCACAACACCCGGCAGGAGGUGCUCACCACAGAACAGCUGGAGGCGGCCGUGGACGAGGAGGCCGGCCCUGGCCCGGCUGCCUUCCACUACGAGAUCGUCCAGGCGCCCCGGAAGGGCAACCUCCGACUGCAGGGCAUGCGCCUCACGGACAGGCAAGGUUUCACGCAGGAAGACCUUCAGAAGGGCCACGUCAGCUACCGAGCCACGGCCCGGGCGUCCGAGGAAGCCCAGGACUCGUUCCUUUUCCGAGUCACGGCCCCGCCACACUUCUCCCCGCUCUACACCUACCCCAUCCGCAUCGGUGGCGAUCCCGACGCCCCAGUCCUCACCAACGUCCUCCUCUCCGUGCCCGAGGGGGGCCAAGGCACCAUCUCCCAAGACUACCUGUUCGUCAGGAGCCUCAACAGCGCCAACUACCUGUACGAGGUCAUAGAAAAACCCCGCCACGGCAGCCUGCUGUGGCAGCGGACGGGGCAGGGCUCCGGGCCAGACGCCGCCCCCGUGACAACGUUCACCAAUGAAGACCUGCAGCAGGGCAGGCUGGUGUACCACCACGACGACUCCGAGACCACAGAAGACGAUAUCCCCUUCGUGGCGGUCCGCCAAGGGGAAGGCAGUGGCGGCAUGGCCUGGGAGGAGGUGCGAGGCGUCUUCCGUGUGGCCAUCCAGCCCGUGAAUGACCACGCCCCCGUGCAGACGGUCAGCCACGUCUUCCGCGUGGCUCGAGGUGGCCGACGGCUGCUGACCACAGAGGAUGUGGCAUUCGCCGAUGCCGACUCGGGUUUCACGGAUGCCCAGCUGGUGCUCACCCGAAAGGACUUGCUCUUUGGCAGCAUCGUGGCUGCCGAUGACCCCAGCCGGCCCGUCUACCGCUUUACCCAAGAAGAUCUGAGGAAGAAGAAGAUCCUGUUUGUCCACUCGGGAGCUGACCGAGGCUGGAUCCAGCUCCAGGUGUCAGAUGGCCAACACCAGUCCACUGCACUGCUUGAAGUCCAGGCCUCUGAGCCUUACCUGCGGAUCACAAACAAUUCUGGUCUGGUCGUCCCCCAAGGAGGCCAAGGGACCAUUGACACAUCCGUGCUAGGCUUAGACACCAAUGUGGACAUCCGCAGCAGCGAGGAGGUACGCUACCACGUCACCACGGCCCCCCGCUGGGGGCAGCUGCUCCGAGCAGGCCAGCCCACUGCCACUUUCUCCCAGAGGGAUCUGCUGGAAGGUGCCGUCCUCUAUCAACACAAUGGCAGCCGCAAUCCCCAAGAUGUCCUGGGCUUCUCUGUGGAGGCUGGGCAGGUGACUGCAGAAGACACACUGAAGGUGACCAUCUCCCUGGACAGACCCCUGGCCCCACUUCAGAUGGUGAAGCAGGAGAAGAUGUAUGUCUUCCAGGGAGAGGCAGCUGAAAUUAAGAGAGACCUCCUAGAG